AUGGCAGCAUUAGGCAAGAUAAGAAGGCGUUCCCUUUGCGUGGCCGUUGAAGGAAUACAAACGAAAUUAAGCAAAAUAAUGCACAUGGCUCACGCGAGCCCCAAAUUCGGAUCAUCUAUUUUUAAUUUAUUAUCUGAUAAUACAAACAAAUUUCAAAUAUACUGGAAUGUUCCUACAUUUAUGUGCCAUAAAUAUGGUAUGGAUUUUGGAGAAGUUUCCAACAAGUUUGGUUUUAUACAAAAUGAGAAUGACAAAUUCAGGGGUGAUAACAUUGUAAUUUUGUAUGAUCCUGGUAAUUUCCCGGCUUUAUUAAAAGAUAAAUAUUUAGAUAAUAUCGUGUGGAGAAACGGAGGCCUCCCACAAGAGGGUAAUCUCUCGUUGCAUCUGCAUUACUUUCGGCAGCAUCUCGAGGAGCAGAUCCCGAAUCCUAAUUUUUCAGGGAUCGCUAUCAUUGAUUUCGAGAGUUGGCGACCAAUCUUUCGACAAAAUUGGGCUUCUUUGCAGAUUUACCGGGACUUGUCCAUUGAAAUCGAAGGCCAGCGCCAUCCGUUUUGGACUUCACAAGCAAUAACAUUGGAGGCGACGCGUAGGUUUGAAAAUUUUGGCAAACUCUUCAUGAAGAAAACUUUGGAGAUGGCCAAGAAUCUAAGACGAUAUUAUGCAUAUCCUUAUUGUUUUAACUUAAAGCAGCCAAACGGGAACUGCGAUCCGAAGGUCUUUGGAGAUAAUAACAGAAUGUCAUGGCUCUUUGAGAAUUCAAAUAUUCUUUUACCGUCCGUGUAUCUGCCUCAACAGCUCACUCCCAGUGAAAGAGUGAAUCUAGUCAGUGGCAUAGUGCAAGAGGCCAUUAGAUUAUCAAGAAGAUUUCAAAAGCAGCAGAAUAUCAGAGUUCUUCCUUAUUAUUGGUACAAAUAUCAAGACCGAAAGAAUAUUUUUCUACAAAAGAGUGAUAUUGUCAACACGAUACAGGAAAUAGCAAAACAUGGCAGCGACGGAAUGAUCAUUUGGGGUAGCUCGAAUGACCUUAAUAACUUAAGUAAGUGUGAGAAUUUUCAGGCUUAUUUUCAACAAAUUCUUGGUCCCGCCAUUCUUCAAGCACAAUAUUUAUAUAAAUCUUGAAGCUUAGAAAUCAGUUGCUUCAUAAAUUAGUAAAUUUUUUAUACAG
Molecule: messenger RNA, 1165 nt
Organism: Ceratosolen solmsi marchali
Lineage: Eukaryota; Metazoa; Arthropoda; Insecta; Hymenoptera; Agaonidae
Product: hyaluronidase-like
Biological process (GO): hyaluronan catabolic process; defense response; carbohydrate metabolic process
Molecular function (GO): hyalurononglucosaminidase activity
Source: RefSeq, a predicted model, not a curated record